Molecule: messenger RNA, 4090 nt
Organism: Exophiala dermatitidis NIH/UT8656
Lineage: Eukaryota; Fungi; Ascomycota; Eurotiomycetes; Chaetothyriales; Herpotrichiellaceae
Product: tyrosinase
Exons: 2
Coding region: 1063-2208 (381 amino acids)
Molecular function (GO): oxidoreductase activity
Source: RefSeq, a predicted model, not a curated record
GCAUCGUCCAAGCCUCCGCCACGGAUCUCAACCUCAACCUCCAACACGAAGCUCAUUGAACCGUUUUCAUAUGCUUUUUGCCCUGAACCCGUCGAUCCCAUUCCCCACAGGUACCACGCCGGACACCCUCCCGCACUCCGUCAUCAGUAGACUGGGUCUCCUUGGCAGAGUCUGCAAGCAAGAGGAUAUCCUGGCCAGCCCAACGCCUCGACCUUUUGCACACCUUGCACGAUGCAGACACGAAGAAUCGAACAAGGUAGCAUGCUCGCGGCAUGAGCCCAUUUCCGGCAGCAGAAAAGCAAAAAGGGUGAGGCUAUGUGAGAAAGGAAUAGACUGUGGCGUGGGUGGCCUCAAUGCCCUGAACUUGAAGAGGUUGGCACCACUACUGCAGCAGGCUGUGGGUUGGAGAUGUCAUCCUAGAUCCUGGUCGAUGAGAUGCACUAAAACCCUCCCAUCCUUGCUUGGUGUUACCAAAAUAGCAAAACGACUUAUCGUCCAUAGGCCGGUUCUCUGUCCUCCAUUCUCAACACCACGGAUCCAUUCGUCAUCACUGAUACUCGACGUCUUCAUUGCAUCCCGUCUGCAUUGGGCCCGCACAUGGGUUGCCUCUCACCUACAGUACUUCCCCCGGACGAUGUACUGCGGUAAAGGUUCAAGGUUUGUGGCUAAGAUCAGCAUUCUAAAAUACUUGUCAACAUGUCGGACAAAGCCAGUCUCAAUUCCAGCCACCAAGCUGCCAGCGCUUGUAAACAAGACUUGUAUAAAGUGGUCACGGAGCUCCUUCCACCGCCAGACGCUAGUUCCACUGGUACUUUUAUACUAGAUCGACAGGUCACUCGUUUACUUGUCUGCCGAUAACAGCAACUGGCAAUUGCGACUCCUUCUCCCAGUCUUGUAUAAAGCCGAGAGUGAAGAAUCCGACUUCUCUUUCGCUCUUGAUCUUGUUGACCCCUUGUGGUCUAAUAUUUCUUUUCUAACCCCUCCCAGUCCGCAUAUACUCUCUUUCAAGUACAUCGACAAGGACCACGGCAUUGUCCGGAACCACCACUGGUAUUCACCAUCAUGAUCAACUCUUUCUUAUCACUGAUUGCGCUUGCGCUAUCAGCAUCUCUAUCGUCCCUAAUUGACGCAGCUCCUGCUCCUGCAGCUGCUCCUGAGCCGUGGGGACCACCGGCCUUUGGCAAAUGGGGCGGCAAAUACGGGCCCUGUACUGAAGAUAAGAAGCUCAUCCGCAGGGACUUCGACUCGUUGGCCCCUGAAGAACGAAAGGCUUUCACCGACGCGAUCAAAUGCAUGAUGACCAAACCGUCACAACUGGACCAGACCCUGUAUCCCGCGGCCACGAAUCGAUAUAUGGACUAUGCGGUGACCCAUGUCAAUCUUACCCAACAAGUGCACCUGUCGGGGUUUUUCUUGACGUGGCACAGGUACUACCUGCAUCUGUUUGAGCAGGACCUGGCCGCGCAAUGUGGAUAUACAGGGCUCAUUCCUUAUUGGAACUGGCCUGCCACCGCAGAUAAUUUGCAUGGCAGCGCGGUCUUUGACGGCUCCGAAUACUCCAUGUCGGGCGAUGGAGAAUACAUCGAUAAUGGACCGGUGGUCUUGUCUCCGUUUCUGCAGCUGCCUCACGGAUCAGGAGGCGGAUGUGUCACCAGUGGUCCUUUCGCGGGCCUACAGACCACAAUGGCCGAGAUCAGUAUCGACAAUCUGAUCGCAGGCCUUCCUUUGCCAAACACUACAUUCCAACUUAAUCAAACCUGUCUGACGCGUGAUCUCAACACUUACGCAGCCCAACGCUAUUGCAACUACACGGCGCUGUACGAGGCAUUGGAGACCGACGAUUUAUUGACUUUCGACCAUCUCAUCAACGGCGUCAUCGGCGGCGCAGAAUUGGGUCUGCAUUCUGGCGCCCAUUUCAUUGUGGGCGCACCAGCCUCGAGCAUUUUCGUUUCUGUCCAGGAUCCUAUUUGGUGGCCGCUCCAUGCCAUGUUGGACAAUCUUUAUACCUCGUGGCAGAUCAGACAUCCCGAUCUCGCUGAUGCGGUAUAUGGUACCGAGACAGCCAACAAUGCUCCACCGAGUCCCAAUGUCACUCUUGACACUCCACAGCCUGGCUGGGGUUAUUUCGACCCUGCGAGGUAUCCCAUCAGGGAUAUGAUCAGUACCUCGGCUGGCCCGUUCUGUUACAAGUAUGAUGUUGCUUUGUAAAGAAUCUGAUUAGGGUCAAGGAAUUGCAUGGUGGAUAUUUGUACUUUUGCUUUUGGACCGCCCACAACCCACGAAUGGGCUUUAUUCCGUGCGAUAUACUUCUUGUUCAUGGACAAUGUUACAACACUAUUGUGCGACUACAGCAGAAUUGGAACAUCCGGGGAUGUCAACAUCCUCGUGGUCGGUGUCCCUUGGAUUGUGUCCUCGCCAUAACCAUACCCAAAAGAUAAUUCGUGUCAGCAUGCUAUGAAUAUUAUAUUAUUUACUAUUUUAUCGUCUGUUCUCAUCCAGGUUCAUACGUUACACUGCAGUCGUUGCUGUGCAGGUGGUCAUGCUGUUCUAGACCGGCGACCGCUAGUGGCAGGGAACUUGAAGCGUUCCUUAUCUUUCCAGGUGGUACAGUGCAGGGUCCGAGUCCUUCUUUACUUUUGUAUCCCUCCCCCGCCACGUCUUUGCUCAGUCUUGACUACAGGCCUGUGUACUAAGGUAGUCCAGCUCACCACAGAGACCUCAUCCUAUGGAGCACGGCCAAUUCGGUAGUAUGUCCCUACGCUCAUACUGGCACUUUUUGUGCAGCACACACAAGUUGCCCUUUUUGCACCCCUGCCGUUCGUAGGUGAUGUAUAUUUCACAUGGGAAAUAGUAUCACCAAUGAAUCUCGUCAACGAGAUAUCAUCAAAGUUCAACUACUGUUUGUCAGCAGCCAGGACGCUACCACGACCUCGCCGACGGCUUUCUCGUCAGGUAGUAUCAGUUAUCGGUGUCGCGGUCGCCCAGCUUUUCAACCUCGGUGAGCAGCGCAUGGUCUUCGUCGGGUACCUACCACAGAAGCUCUUCCACACACACUGACUGGCAUUUGUUCUCGACUUCGACUGGGCACAACGAUAUCAUGGAAAGUAAGGUAGGGAGGAAGCCUGCUGCAUAUCUGCACCCAUCCACCAAACGUCGCACCAUGUUCGGCACUCCUACUUCUUCCCCUUCUUCUUGGUCUUAUCAUCAACAACAAUCCACCUCCUAUCCACACCUCUUUUGGUCAGUUCUUUUUCUAAUACAUCCCUCUGAUCGCCCUGCACAAGAAUCUCCAACAUGCCCGGUUUCCCACCUACCAGCUGGCCUACGCUUGCGCUGCCAGCACAUUUCCGCUGCAACUCCGGACCCAGCAAAUGCGGGUUAAUUCCAAACACUUCCAAGCCCGAGACGCGCGUGGCGACUUUCGUUCCCGACCGCUUCUCAACGACCAAAUUUACAUGCGGCGGCGGGCCUGCGCGAGGUUUGAGUGCUGGAUCUUGACUUGGGUUUUCUGGAUCAUAGGUCUGGUCGUUGCGUAACAGGAUCCAGUGCGGGACAAGGAGAUGCGCAUUGUUGUUGUUCUCGACGUCCAUUAGUUUCUUGAGGAGGACGUCACGGGCGAUUUCGCCGGAUGCUAACGCGCGACGAGUGUCGGGACUGGAAGUGUCGGAGAGUACAUUAUUGGCGAGAAAAGGAUCGAGUUUGACGUAUCGUGAUGACGAGGUGUUUUUUGUUAAGUCGGGAUUGUUCUCGAUGUAUUUCUUGAGGAAUGACGAAAUUUGUGAUGAGGUGUAGAAUGUCGUUUUGGACGGGAUUAGGUCGGGCACAAGUUUCGGGGAUGCGCGAUAGACGGUUUGGAGAGUGAGUUUUUGGCUUAGUGAGGGAUCGCUGGAGGAGUUGUUGCUGUUGUUGUUUUCGGUUUGGUUGUUAGUUUCGUUGGUUGGGGGUUUUGGUUUCGGAAGUCUGUACGGAGUGAAAUUGCGGAUUUUGUCAUCUUCAAAGUCAAUGUCGAGAAUGACGGUCUCGCCGCCGUUGCGGUCUUUGGAUUUGACAAGCACCGAUUUGUCGAGAAACUUGAUGAAUUUCUUGGUCG